Kluyveromyces marxianus DMKU3-1042 is the source of this 486-nucleotide messenger RNA. It is a transcript of the gene FMC1, whose product is annotated as Fmc1p. NCBI's taxonomy places the organism in Eukaryota, Fungi, Ascomycota, Saccharomycetes, Saccharomycetales, Saccharomycetaceae. The coding region runs from base 1 to 486 and encodes 161 amino acids. Gene Ontology annotation, biological process: mitochondrial proton-transporting ATP synthase complex assembly. The transcript has a single exon. Gene Ontology annotation, cellular component: mitochondrial matrix. The record is from RefSeq and is a predicted model, not a curated record.
AUGUCAUCUACUACUACAGUGUCUACAUAUAGAGCGCUUUUAAAGUCGCUGGUCCGCAGUGGAAAGCACAAUAGAUUGCAACAGUUGGAACAAGAAAGAAAGAAACAGAUUGCGAUGCUGACGUAUCAGAGGAUGCAAUUGGUUAGAGACCAGCAGAGUUUUAAGGGCAAGUCUUCUCUGGAACAAUCGAAACUGAUAAAGCAGUUGAAUGCGGUUGGAAAGAAGAUUGAGGAGUUGAAGAAGGAAGAUUUAUCUAAAUCUAAGCAGCUUUUGUUCUAUAGCCAUAGCGGACAUUUGAAGGAGAUUGUCAAGUCGUUGAAGGACGAUGCUCGUUCGUUGGAGCACUUGAAGGAUAUCUCUGCGUUUGUGAUCAACCAAAGCGAGUACGAGGAGUUGAUCGAGAGGUACAACCCGGGUUUGAAAAUGUCACAGGACGAGAAAGUGCAAAGGACUGCGAACAGAGUGGGUCUUCAAGUUCCAGAGUAA